This is a messenger RNA of Zingiber officinale, 2382 nucleotides long. Its product is annotated as subtilisin-like protease SBT5.3. The transcript is spliced from 11 exons. Gene Ontology annotation, biological process: proteolysis. NCBI's taxonomy places the organism in Eukaryota, Viridiplantae, Streptophyta, Magnoliopsida, Zingiberales, Zingiberaceae. Gene Ontology annotation, molecular function: serine-type endopeptidase activity. The record is from RefSeq and is a predicted model, not a curated record. The coding region runs from base 1 to 2292 and encodes 763 amino acids.
AUGAAGGCCCUUCUUCUCUUCACUCUUCUAUUCCUUUUCAAUCUCGCAUUUGCAACAAAGAAGGAUUAUAUUGUUUACUUGGGAGGACACUCUUAUACGGCUGACCCUACUUCAGAUGAUUUUGAGAGGACAACUCUAUCGCAUUACGAUUUAAUUGGAUCGAUAUUAGGAAGUAAUGAAGCGGCCCGAUCUUCUAUUUUCUACUCGUACACAAAAACCAUCAAUGGCUUUGUUGCGAGGCUCGAAGACGAAGAAGCCUCAAAGAUCUCGAGGCAUCCACGAGUUUUCUCGGUGUUCAAAAACAAAGAGAGGAAAUUACACACGACGAGGUCUUGGGAUUUCAUGGGCGGUGAAUUGAACAAGGCGAGCGAAGCCCAUUCCAUGUCUAUAUGGGCCAAGGCCCAUUAUGGGGAAGGCGUCAUUAUUGCCAAUCUAGACACAGGAGCGUGGCCCGAGUCAAAGAGCUUCAGUGACGAAGGAUUGGGUCCGAUUCCAGAGAAAUGGAAAGGGAUUUGCCAAAACAAUUCCAACUCUACUACUUUGAGGCCUUUCAACUGUAACAGGAAGUUGAUUGGCGCGCGAUCUUACAAUUUGGGCGACCAACACUUGCCGAACGGCGAUCCCUCCCCUCGGGACAUCGACGGCCACGGCACCCACACCCUCUCCACCGCCGGCGGCGCCUUCGUCCGCGGAGCCAGCACCUUCGGCCAAGGACGCGGGACCGCCCGCGGCGGCGCCCCCCGCGCCCGCCUCGCGGCGUACAAGAUCUGCUGGAUUGGCUGCUCCGACGCCAACAUCCUCGCCGCCUUCGACGACGCCAUCCACGACGGCGUCCAAGUCAUCUCCAUCUCCGUCGGCAGCCCCGCCUCCGAGUACGCCACCGACUCCCUAGCCAUCGGCGCGCUCCAUGCGGCUCAACGCGGCGUCAUCGUCGUCGCCUCCGCCGGCAACGACGGCCCCCUCCCGGGCACUGUCGAGAACGUCGCGCCGUGGAUCUUGACCGUCGGAGCCAGCACCAUCGACCGCGACUUCGCCUCCUACCUCACGCUCGGCAACAACAAGCGAAUCAGGGGAGAGAGCCUCUCACAGAAAUCUUUGCCGGCGACGACGUUGUACCCGCUGAUCGACGGCGCCGCUGCAAAGCUGCACAAUGCGUCACAGGAAGAAGCGGGAAUGUGCCAGCCAGAAACGCUCGACAGUAGCAAAGUCCGAGGAAAAAUCGUGCUCUGCACACGCGACAGCUUGUACCCGCGUGUGACCAAGGGGUUGGUCGUCGAGAAAGCCGGUGGGGUUGGCAUGGUCCUCGCCAACCCCGCCGACGCCGGCAGCAGCACCAUCGCCGACGCCCACUUCCUCCCCGCCACCAUGCUCUCCUACAACCACUCGCGCGUCGUCCUUGCUUACAUGAAAUCCACCGAGUCGCCUAGGGCUUCCAUCUCCCCUGUUUCCACCCAAUUAGGGGUGAAGCCAUCCCCUGUGAUGGCGGGCUUCUCGUCGCAGGGGCCGAACCUCAUCAAUCUGGAGAUCCUCAAGCCCGACAUCACGGCGCCCGGCGUCAACAUCCUCGCAGCCUUCACCGACGCCAUCGGCCCUUCCGGCAUGUCGACGGACAAACGCCGUGUAGCGUUCAAUGUGAUGUCCGGCACUUCCAUGUCCUGCCCACACAUCGCCGGCGUCGCCGCCUUACUAAGAAAGCUCCAUCCAGAUUGGAGCCCCGCCGCCAUCAAAUCCGCCAUCAUGACCACCGCGAGGACUCGCGACAACAAGAGAACGCCGAUGAAGGACCUCAACUUCGUCAAGGCGACGCCUUUUCAUUACGGCGCCGGCCACGUCCGGCCAAACCGCGCCAUGGACCCGGGGCUGGUCUACGACCUCACCUUCGCCGACUACGUGGACUUUAUCUGCACCCGGGGCUACGGCCCCAACGCCACCGCGGCGCUCGUCGGCCGGGGAUACCGGUGCCCUAAGAAGCCAAUCAGAGUGGAGAACCUGAACUACCCCUCGAUCGCGGUGCCACAGCUGGCCAAAUCCUUCACCGUCACGCGCAGGUUGAAGAACGUCGGGGCAGUUCCGGCGAAGUACAGGGUGACGGCGAAGGCGCCGUUCGGGAUCCAGGUGGCGGUGGAGCCGACCGUGCUGCGGUUCGAGAGGAUCGGGGAGGAAAAGAAGUUUCAUGUUCUGCUGACAUCGAGCAACGAGAGCGUGGGAGUAGGGUUUCUGUUUGGCGGGUUGACGUGGAGCGACGGGAAGCAUUACGUCAGAAGUCCCAUUGUGGUCAACGUCGUCUCGUGAUCUUUGACUUUUCUAUUGGGAUAUUUUUUCCCCUCCUUUUCUUAAUCUUAGGCCGAAACUAGUUUCAAUAAAAGUAGUUUUCUAUUUUUA